This is a messenger RNA of Penicillium robsamsonii, 408 nucleotides long. RefSeq lists its product as uncharacterized. The coding region runs from base 1 to 408 and encodes 135 amino acids. The transcript has 2 exons. Lineage: Eukaryota; Fungi; Ascomycota; Eurotiomycetes; Eurotiales; Aspergillaceae. The record is from RefSeq and is a predicted model, not a curated record.
AUGUAUUAUAGAGAGAGCGACGAAGAUGACAUAGAGAGCGAUGAAGAGGAUCCGGAUGAGAACGCAAAGCAUCUAGUCAAAAAUCGUCCAAGAAUCACAAAACCUCCAAAUCUCGCUGUGAGCAUAGGCGGUUCAUGGAAAAUUCUCGAAGUACUUUUGUCAUUCGGUGCAGACGUGUCCGCCGUCUCUUCACACGCAAUUGACCCGAUUUUGACUACCGCAUUGUUCGUCGAAUUGCAAGACCUGGAAUAUCUCCUAGAUCAAACUUUGUCUGAUCCAGGAGAGGGCCGCUGGCCAAAGUUGCUGGGAACAAACGAUCCUAUCGUCCGUGUGUGCCAGAGUCUGAAAAAGCGGACGUCCUGCACAGAACCAACUAUCAAGGCCGUACACUUCUGCAUCUUGCAGUAG